UUAAUGAAGUUUCGCGACAGAAACUGGGGAAGUGAUAUCUGUCAAUAUCAUGAGUGAUUUGCACGUGGAGCCUGUGUUCGUACACGACUUUGAGAGACUUUUACUGGAUCUGGGAACAUGGGGUCUGUACCAGACAAUUAUGUCGCUUCUUCUUUUCAUCCCAAUUGUUUUUGUGUCAUCAAUAGUGUUCUUCAACUUGAUUGAAUUAUCUUCGGGCAACAGUGAUGCAAACUCGGCAGAGCUAACCAAAGAUUGGUCUCGUUUGGUAUUUUUGGGAGGAAUGGUCGUUUCUUUGGUGAUGACUUUUUUCUUGGCAAGAAUAGUUGGUCGAAAAUACACGUUUCUCACUGCUGUAACCUGCCUGGGAUCGUGUGGCAUUUGGAUUUCAUUCUCCAGUUCUCAGCCCAUAAUCCUCGGCUCCAAAUUUAUCUGUGGACUGGGAUGUGUUGGUAUCGUGUAUUCCGCGAUCCUUCUCCAAUUGGAGAUUGUGGGGACAAAAUAUUCGCACGUUACUGGUUUACUACUUAUUUUGGCCUUGGCCUUGGGCCAGGUGUACCUUGGGUUCACUUUGAGUCAUGUAGAGCAAAACGAUCAGAUGGUUUGGUGUUGGACCUGUGGACCAAUUUUGGCAUUCCUGCUCAAUUGGCUGAUCCUGCCCCAUUCAUAUCGAUGGUUGAUUGCCACCGCUCAGAUGGAUGAGGCUCAAGAUCAGAUGAACCGCAUGGCAAAGUGGAACAAUCAGCCAUUUAGAUCCAUAAUGGAGUACACCCAACCACUACCUAAUCAAUCAGCCGAAGUUCAACACAUGUGGCAGCAUUUUACUGUUUAUUCAGGGUGCUCCUUUACUUGUGGCGCUUUAAUUUUCGCCAUUGUUCACAAUGUUCCUGAGGUGACUGGUUCAAUCGGAAUGGACCUGGGUAUUUUGGCAAUAUCGGAUAUUUUAGCCAUAUUCUUGGACUUGGCCUUUGGAAGUAACCGAGGCAUUGAAUUUCUAUGUGCCCUUUUUAUCUUGGCAUCGGGGAGUCUGUGGCUGGCGUUUCGAACAACUUUUGACACUACAUCAUGGAGUUUCGUGUUGUUGUUUCUGUCAAGGAUAUCAUUGGCGUUGACUCAAAUAAACCAAAUCGAGUUGGUUGGGCAAUUUCCUGUUGAUGAUUUGUAUUUUCUACUUUGUCUGAGUUUUGGAGAACUUGGUGUGGGAUUUUCGGCAGCAAUACACAUUUUUCUGAGUCAAAACGUCGAAGCAGUGUUUAUAGGAACAGUUUGCUUUGUAUCUGCAGUAUCUAUCUGUUUAUUGUCAUUCAAAAAUGCAAAAUUGAAAUACAAAAAAUACUUGGUGUUCUAAAGCCUCAGGUACGAACACACGGAACGUGAAACCUCUGGCUAACGCAACCUUUAAAUUUGG
Molecule: messenger RNA, 1405 nt
Organism: Tigriopus californicus
Lineage: Eukaryota; Metazoa; Arthropoda; Copepoda; Harpacticoida; Harpacticidae
Exons: 6
Coding region: 50-1345 (431 amino acids)
Source: RefSeq, a predicted model, not a curated record